Molecule: messenger RNA, 1119 nt
Organism: Sorex araneus (European shrew)
Lineage: Eukaryota; Metazoa; Chordata; Mammalia; Eulipotyphla; Soricidae
Product: basic proline-rich protein-like
Exons: 2
Coding region: 1-1119 (372 amino acids)
Source: RefSeq, a predicted model, not a curated record
AUGCGCGAGGCCGUCGUCGAGGCGCCCAGGCUGGUCCGCGCGCAGCCGGCUAAGCCGCCGAGGGACGACCCAACGACGACUCGACCACCUAGUGCUAGUGGUCCUCUGCUGACCCGCGUCUUCCUUGGCAACCGGCCGGAACCGGAACUCGACCAACGCCAACCGCCAGGACCGCCUGUGACGUCACGGCUUCAGGGCCGACGCCCGGCUAAGCGGGUCGGUCCUGGGGGGACUCGGCGGGCAGGGCCUCCCCGGGACGUGCCCGAGCAGUUCCCCAUCCCUGCCAAGACUGAGCGACAAGGCGGGAUAGUGCCCUACAGGGACGAUUCUCAGUACCCAGCGAGCCCCCCCCCCCCGCCGCCCCCGGGCCAAGCUGCAGGACUGGGCCCGCAAAACUCUCUGGAGCCCGUCCCGACGGGGCGGGUGGAGCGCCGUCGCGAGGCGGGGGGCACCCGCGGGACCAGCUGUGGGUGGGCGCUGGCCGGGCAGGCCGGGCGUCGGCCCGGGUGUCGGGGCCCGCUGCGCCCUGAGGUCCUUCGCUCCCCCAGUCUCUCCACCGCCAGCCCACACCGCUGCGGUCGGUCUCGGCGGUUUCUGAUCGGGCGGGGGAGGUGGCGGGAAUCGGCUGGAACUUCGAAUUUGAAAACCGCGAGGCCCCGGCCCCGAAAUCGAAACUUGCCGGCGGGGCCCAAACGGGGCGCGCGAGGCGCGGCGGGGCGGAAGCGCGGGCUCGGGGCCUGCUCGCCGCCUCCCCGGGCCCGGGCCGGGGCCAGCGCCCGCCCGCCCCACUCGCCGCGUCCUCCCGGGCGCCGCAGGAGGCCUCGGUCCUCUAGCUCGGCCGCCCCGGGCCCGGCCUCCGGCACGCGCUCCCCCGGGGCCCCGGCGGAGCUCCCGGCGCGGGGGGCGGCCGCCCCGCCGCCACCGGCCACCCGCGGCCGGACCGACGUUCCGCAGGGCCCAGCGGCCGCCUCGCGCUCCGGGACGCUUCCCGAGAGCGCCCCGAAGGUGGGGGAGGGGCGGCAGGCCCCGGACUCCCCCGGCCCGGAAGACGACGUGGGAGCGUGCCCCGCGGCCCACCCGCCGCCGCCCCCGGCCCUUAGGGCGCGGGCCGGCCCCUAG